This is a messenger RNA of Camelina sativa (false flax), 1722 nucleotides long. Lineage: Eukaryota; Viridiplantae; Streptophyta; Magnoliopsida; Brassicales; Brassicaceae. The record is from RefSeq and is a predicted model, not a curated record.
AAAGAAGAUCCUGCUUCAGAAUGUACACUGGGUGAGCUCCUAAGAUCAAAGUCCCGAGAAGGUGUGAGAGUCCUGCUUUUGGUUUGGGACGACCCAACUUCACAAAACAUCUUGGGAUACAUGACAGAUGGGGUGAUGGGAACCCAUGACGAGGAGACACGCCGCUUUUUCAAGGACUCCUCAGUUCAAGUCUUGCUAUGCCCUCGAAAUGCUGGAAAGCGACAUAGUUGGGUCAAACAGAGGGAAGUUGGAACCAUCUAUACGCACCACCAAAAAACCUUGAUAGUAGAUGCUGAUGCUGGAGGUAACAGAAGGAAAAUCGUAGCUUUUGUGGGCGGACUUGAUCUUUGUGAUGGCCGAUAUGAUACUCCACAACAUCCGUUGUUUAGGACGCUGCAAACAGAUCAUAAAGGUGACUAUCACAACCCCACUUUCGCGGGUGAUGUGUCGGGUUGUCCAAGAGAACCUUGGCAUGACUUGCACAGUAAGAUUGAUGGCCCAGCUGCGUAUGACGUGCUGACCAAUUUUGAGGAGAGGUGGCUGAAGGCUGCGAAGCCUCACAGAAUCAAUAAAUUGAAGACAUCGUAUGAUGAUGCAUUACUAAGGAUCGACAGGAUUCCAGAUAUAUUAAGAGUUUUUGAUGCUCCUACUGUUAGUGCAAACGACCCCGAGGCUUGGCAUGUUCAGAUUUUCCGUUCAAUCGAUUCAAACUCUGUGAAAGGUUUCCCAAAGGAUCCAAAAUAUGCUACAAGCAAGAAUUUGGUGUGCGGUAAGAAUGUGCUCAUCGACAUGAGCAUACACACUGCAUAUGUAAAGGCCAUUCGUGCAGCUCAACACUUCAUCUACAUCGAGAACCAGUAUUUCAUUGGAUCCUCCUACGACUGGAAUGCUCACAAGGACAUAGGUGCCAACAACCUGAUUCCUAUGGAAAUUGCGUUGAAGAUUGCUGAUAAGAUCAGAUCAAAGGAACGGUUUGCUGCAUAUAUUGUCAUUCCGAUGUGGCCAGAAGGAGUUCCAACCGGCGCCGCUACACAAAGAAUUCUAUAUUGGCAGCACAAGACGAUGCAAAUGAUGUAUGGGACUAUCUACAAUGCUUUAGUAGAGGCUGGCCUCGAAGAUGAAUUCUCCCCACAAGACUAUCUGAAUUUCUUCUGUCUUGGAAAUAGAGAAAUGGUGAACGGAAAUAACGAAUGGGGAACAGGAAGUUCAAGCAACGAGAACACUGCUCAGGCACAAUGUCGAAAGAGCAGAAGAUUUAUGAUAUAUGUUCAUUCAAAAGGGAUGGUUGUUGAUGAUGAGUAUGUGGUAAUUGGAUCUGCAAACAUAAACCAAAGAUCAAUGGAAGGGACAAGAGACACAGAGAUUGCUAUGGGAGCUUACCAGCCUCAACAUACAUGGGCACGACGACAGUCUGGUCCACGGGGUCAGGUAUUCGGAUAUAGAAUGUCGCUUUGGGCAGAGCACAUGGCAAUGUCAGAUGAUUGCUUUUUGGAGCUGGAGAAUCUAGUGUGUGUAAGCAAGGUGAGAACAAUGGCGGAGGAGAACUGGAAACAGUUUAGGAGUGAGGAAGUCUCGGAGAUGAGAGGACAUCUGAUGAAAUAUCCGGUGGAAGUUGAUCGGAAAGGCAAAGUCCGGCCACUUCCAGGGAGUGAGGAGUUCCCGGAUGUCGGAGGAAACAUUGUUGGAUCCUUUCUUGCCAUACAGGUGAAUCUCACAAUCUGA